This is a messenger RNA of Vicugna pacos (alpaca), 249 nucleotides long. The record is from RefSeq and is a predicted model, not a curated record. NCBI's taxonomy places the organism in Eukaryota, Metazoa, Chordata, Mammalia, Artiodactyla, Camelidae.
CUGCCCCAAGACAGUGCAUUGAACUUUACUUUGAUGAAAAGUACUCUAUUGAACCGUCUUGGGAGUGCAAAUUUGAUCAUAUUGAAGUUCGAGAUGGACCUUUUGGAUUUUCUCCAAUAAUUGGACGUUUUUGUGGACAACAAAAUCCACCUGUAAUAAAAUCCAGUGGCAGAUUUCUGUGGAUUAAGUUUUUUGCUGAUGGCGAGUUGGAAUCUAUGGGAUUCUCAGCUCGGUACAAUUUCACACCUG